Rotaria sp. Silwood2 is the source of this 1011-nucleotide messenger RNA. The record is from the annotation of a GenBank genome assembly. NCBI's taxonomy places the organism in Eukaryota, Metazoa, Rotifera, Eurotatoria, Philodinida, Philodinidae.
AUGCGAGAUAAUCAUCUAAUUCGAUGGUUUUAUAUUCUAUUUAUUAUCUCAUAUUUAUUUUCAUCAUCUACCGAUGGUAAAGGAUUUGGUGGUGGAAGAGGUGGAGGUGGUAGAGGUGGAAGUGGUAGAGGUGGAGGAUCUUGGGGUGGUUCAAAAGGUGCAGGAACAUUCGGUGGAUCAUCAAGUUAUAAUCGUGGCAAUAGUUAUGGAAGUUACAAUAGUAUGAAUAAACCUCGUUCAGGAAGUAAAUUUAAAAGUCACGCUGCGAGUUUUGGAGCUGGAGCAUUAGGUGGUAUAGCAGCAUACUCGUUAAUGAGAUCGAUGUCAUCAUCGUAUCAUACAAGACCUGGAUAUUAUGAGCCGGGCUAUGGAACUGGAGAAACUUGUAUAAAUAAUGAAGAUAUGAAUGGUACACGAUUUGGACGAUUUCGUUGUCCAUUGAACGGAUUUCCACAUGAAGCAAAAUAUUGUUGUGGUGAAUAUGAAAAGCAAUUUUGUUGUAUUCGUGAAGAAAAUAGUGGCACUUUUCGUGGUGCUUCGAGUUUUGGUUGGAUACUUCUGCUUAUAAUAAUGAUUGCUAUUGCCAUUGUCCUUUUUUCAAGACAUCGUCGACAAAAACAAAAAGCUGUUGUAAUGGUUCCAAUGGAACCAACAAUUGAUGAACAACAGGGAGUACCUUUUUAUCAUCCACCACCACCACCAAUGGGUUAUCCACCGCCACCAACUGGGAAUCCAUAUGCAGGUCCACCGCAAAAUUAUGAUGGCAAUCUUAAUUCUUAUCCACAACAAUAUCAAACGUCGUAUCCACCUCAGCAACACAUGUCAUAUCCACCUCAGCAACACAUGUCAUAUCCACCUCAACAACAAAUGCCAUAUUCACCUCAACAACAAAUGCCAUAUCCACCUCAACAACAAGCAUAUAAUCCGUAUUCAGUUAAAGAAGGCGGUCCACCACCGUAUGAAGAUGCUAUGUAUAACAAUCAGGGAGUAUCUUCGACAAAACCCAUGUAA